AUGGAAUUAGCUGUGUCGAGAGAGGAUCAGGAUAUUUUGCUGAAGGACAGAAACGUUCUGCAGGAGUCUGUGGUGGACAAGUACAGGACAGCAGGGCAGAUCGCACAGACAGCUUUGAAAUAUGUUAGUGGAUUGAUCAAUGAGUCGUACCAUCGGAACGAUGGUACGAAGAUCUGUAUCAGUGAGCUAUGCCUGCUUACUGACUCGUUUAUGCUCGCAAGACUCGAACAAUGCUACUCCAACAAAGUGAACGAAAGAGGCAUUGCUUUGCCGACAAGCAUAGAUAUCGACCAGGUUGCAAACGGCUGGUGCCCAGAAGUUGAUGAUUCAAACAAUAUUGUGAACUGGAACAAAGAUGUUUCAGAGAGCGAUGGGUUGCUCUCCUCAGUCACUGGCUUUUUGAGAGCUGGCGAUGUUGUCAAAAUUUCUCUUGGUGUCCAUGUUGAUGGAUACACCUCUCAAGUUUCCCACACCAUGGUGAUAUAUCCCGUGGAUGUGUCGUUACCAAGGGAGCAAAGGGUGCCCACUGGUCCUUUGCUCGGUGGCAAGGCUGAUGCAGUCGCAGCUGCUCAUCUGGCCUCAGACACGGUCGUUGCACUGUUGGCUUGUUCUUUAACGCCGGAAAAAAUACCUGCAUCUCUGACUUUGAAUGGCAAAAAUGCGGUCACUGGCCACGUUAUCAGAAAUGUAGUCGAUAAGAUUGCUCAGUCUUUCAAUUGUUGUGUUGUUCCUGGCUCUCGUGUCCGUAGAAUUAGAAGAUUUUUAGCGGGUCAGAAUGAAGGAAUCAUCGCAGAAAGGGAAUAUAAAGGUGUUGCAUGGACGGAAUCACACCAGGAGGCUCAACUGUUAGCCAAGAUUGCUCAACAAGAGCAAACCGAGGAACUCAAGCUUACUGUUUCCAAACGUGCGACUCAGAUCACCGAGUCUGCAUCAGCAAUUCCAACUGAUGAUUUUGAAGUUCAAUCUGGUGAAGUUUAUUUGAUCGAUCUGAAAAUGAGUCCUUUGAGCGAUUUUAAAAAGCAAGGUUUAGUAACUUUGCAAGAUGUUGAUUCGUAUACUGGUAAAUCCCACAAGAAUGACGUAUUGGUGGCCAGAUCAGGCGCUUUCAUCAGAGAUUUCGCUCAUUCAUACACUUUAAAAUUGAAAACUUCCAGACAACUUCUAACAAAAAUUGAUAGAAACGGUGUUUAUCCAAUGAAAUUGGCGCAUCUCUCACCUAAUUUCCCAUUGACUUCGUCGUCUUCAAAUGGUGAAAAUAAUCAAUUGGAAGCUUUAAAGCAGGAUUUGAAGUCGUUUAGGUUGGGUAUGAGUGAAAUCACAAAUAACUAUUUAUGUUUGGAAAAGCCAAUCCAAAUUGCAAAAUACAUACCAUGGGAUCAUAUUUUGAAGACUACGAAUACUAAAGGUAACUUGAGUUAUGAUGCAACUGCAUCUCUUACCUUACCAGGCCACGAAACUCCGUUACCAAAGCUAGGAAUCUCAUCGUUGAAGUUGAAAUCAUUUAUGAAAUCGCCGGAGACACAUUCAUUGCCAGUAGCUCGCGAAUCUUGUACAGUUCUCCUAUGUGGUAGUGAUACUAGUUUAAAUGAAAAACCAGAACUACUAAGAGUAACAGGUGGUUCAAAGACUUGUCAACCAAGUUGGGUUCAUUCCAAAUAUGAAUUGAAUACGCAGGAUCCGCUAGUUCAAGGUAUUUUCCAACUUGCUGCCUUAUCAAAGGAUAAGAGAUUCGGUAUUACUUUGAGAGAAACUCAACCAAUGAAGUAUCACAAAACUGAAACUUCGUCAGUUGAUGGCGAUGGUGAUGCAAUGGAACUUUGA
Messenger RNA from Zygotorulaspora mrakii, 1821 nucleotides. It is a transcript of the gene ARX1, whose product is annotated as putative hydrolase. Lineage: Eukaryota; Fungi; Ascomycota; Saccharomycetes; Saccharomycetales; Saccharomycetaceae. The record is from RefSeq and is a predicted model, not a curated record. Bases 1 to 1821 code for a protein of 606 amino acids. The transcript has a single exon.